UUGAUUACGCCAUGCUUUUUUUUUAAUUUUUCUUUUUCGGCUUCUUUUUUUUAAUUAAAAAAAACAAACGCCUAUCUAUUCUCGGACGGAUGAAAAAUUGUGUUUUCGAUGAUGAAAGUGUUGAUAUUUUACACAUAUUUGCAGUUAUUUAAAGUAAAUGAACAGUUUCCAGAUUUAUGAGACGAUUAUAUGUCGACUUGUCAUCAAAAUCAAUAAUAUCAAAUACCUUUUUUGCCGUGUUUCCAACGCCAUAGUCUAAGUGUUUAACAAUUUACAACAAUGGCUGAGCCACACGAAGAACGUUUUGUAAACGUUAUUCCGAUGCCGACGUCUCGCGCCAAAGUUAAGAAAGAAAUACUUCCUGAUGAUGAAGAUGAGUUCCACUGCCGACUCUGCUGGAAAGGGUUCGCCAGUGAGGUUGCACUCCGGAACCAUGCGCGCAUGGAGCAUAUUGAUGCUUAUGCUUCUGGAAACCCUGCUGUUUGGACUCAUGCUAAUGAUAAGAAAAAACCCCAAACCGAAGACAGCCUGAUCAAGCUGAAGACACAGCAGGUGCUAUCCGAGAUGGAACCGACGAGCGUGAUGACUCUAGCGUCCAAUGACGUGAGCUACAUUAUCAUCAAGUCCGAUGAAGGUCCGGAGGCGAAGAAGAAGAAGAUUGACCGUGUUGUUAAGAAGGAUAAGGUUAUGAAGGAGGAGAAGCAGGUGCCGAGGAAGGAUAAGACUGAGCCUAUCACCGGUCCCUUCGAAUGUCUCCAACCCUCAACUCUGGUAGCAGACGGCACCUGCCACCAGAUAUUCUUCUCAUGCUGCGAGUACUCCGCCCACUAUCGGGAUGAACACACGCGCCGUAGAAAGGGGCUCCGCUGCCAAGUCUGCGAGAAACCACUCGCUUGCAGCGGAGAGGAGGCACCGGCACCUUAUGCCUGCGAGGUAUGCGGGCUCGGUCUACAGACCAGCAAAGAGUUGUCGGAGCACACGGCGAUAGCGCACGUCAAGCUGAAGCCGUUCGAAUGCAACGUCUGCCACAAGCGGUUCACGCAGCACGGCGGAGUCCUUCAACACAUGCGGAUGCACACCGGAGACCGUCCCUUUCCCUGCACUUUCUGCCCAAAGGCUUUCACCCAGAAGUCAGGCCUGGAUCAACACCUCCGUAUUCACACCAAAGUCAAGCCGUACCGCUGUGUAGUGUGCAACAAGACAUUCUGCCAAUCCGUUCACCUGAAGCAACAUAUGAGAACACACACCAACGUUGCUCCGUUCCAAUGUGGGAUUUGUGACAAGCGCUUCAAACAGAGCAGUCAUCUAAACUACCAUCUCAAGAAUCACAAUCCUGCUGUUAUGACCGAAGAGCAAAGAGCAAAGUACUCCGAACUCAUCGGUAUGAUGAACAACCAAGUUUUGGAGCAAGAGGCUACGGUGCAAGUGGAAACUGAGGUUGACAGUGAGUGGUGUGUUGCUAUAGCUGAAAGCUGAAGAUUUUGUGUUUAAAAAGUGAUAAUGAAAUAAAAUGUGAAAAUGUUCAAUUCAGCGCCAUCUAUCGGGAAACCAGCCACGAAUAGCCCGGAACAUUCAACGUUUGUGACAUAGUGAUGAUCAUAUGGACUUACGGCCAUCCGUUAAUUACGUCACACGUUAAGGGGG
Molecule: messenger RNA, 1644 nt
Organism: Spodoptera frugiperda (fall armyworm)
Lineage: Eukaryota; Metazoa; Arthropoda; Insecta; Lepidoptera; Noctuidae
Product: zinc finger protein 16-like
Exons: 7
Coding region: 280-1476 (398 amino acids)
Source: RefSeq, a predicted model, not a curated record